Molecule: messenger RNA, 1601 nt
Organism: Clupea harengus (Atlantic herring)
Lineage: Eukaryota; Metazoa; Chordata; Actinopteri; Clupeiformes; Clupeidae
Gene: gpa33a
Product: glycoprotein A33 (transmembrane), paralog a
Exons: 7
Coding region: 17-1324 (435 amino acids)
Cellular component (GO): plasma membrane
Source: RefSeq, a predicted model, not a curated record
GAGGCAAAAUGAAAAGAUGAAAUACAGAAGCCGUUUGAUCAAGGCGACCUCCGCCAUCCCCACUGCCACAACCAGAAUGAACCUGGCCAACUCCGACCGGAACCGGCGCCAUUCGCCCGUUUACCGUCGGACAGAUGCACACCGGAUACAUGGGAAGCACGACAACAACAAUCAACAAGUUGCCGGACUCUCUGGGGUCAUGGCCAUAAGUGUGGAUAUCCCCAAAGAUGUGUUUGAGUUUGCCCGUGGGGAUAAUAUCACUCUGCCAUGUUCAUUCACAACCACUAAGCAGGAUCCCGAACCAAUUGUAACAUGGAGUGUUGAAAACACUGCAGGCAAAGAGACCACUAUACUGACAUACUAUGGUUUUUCAAAUGCUCUGGACAUUAAGAAGAUUUUUGAAGGCCGGGUUGGACUAGAUCAUAACGUUGCCAGUCGAAAAGUCGACUUAAAGCUGAACAACAUAAUGCUAACGGACAACAAAAAAUUUGAGUGUAAGGUCCAAAUCCCAGGCGAUGAUGAGGGUAAACUAUCAGACACCACCAGACUGCUGGUUCUAGUGGCUCCAUCUCCACCCAUUUGUAAGAUCGAAGGAAAGGUAGAGUACGGCCAGGACAUCCAACUUACCUGUGUGUCAGAGGAGGGCUCCCCCACACCCACAUACAAGUGGCAGGGCCGUGAUGUCAGAAAUACACCCAGGCCAAACCCCACAAGAGCUACAGACGAAAAGGGAGUCUUGUCUCUCUUUAAUAUCACCAAGGAGAUGUCUGGGUUCUACAUCUGCACAGCCUCCAAUAAGAUAAGAGCGGCCACCUGUAACCUCACACUCUCGGUCAUGCCCCCCUCUGUGAAUGUAGGUUUCACUGCAGGGAUCAUUGGAGCUGUGGUUGGUGUUCUGGUUAUUCUAAUCAUCGUCAUCUACUGCUGUUGCUGCCGCAAAAAGAAAGUGGAGGAGGAAUAUGCCAUGGGAGAGCCAGAAGGAGGACAUUUUCAUGACGCGGAGCCUGAGGAUAAAAGGACCAAUAAUCCCGAGAUAGAGAGGGAAGACCGUGAGAGAAACAUGGACCGUCGUGAUCGGCCCUCUGAGCACAGCGACAAUGACUAUGACCGCCAGAGUAGCUACAACCGCAAUAGUGACCGAUACUCUGAUAUGGGGGAUGACAAUGCUAGCCGACACGAGAGAAAUGAUGAUCGUUAUGAUGAACGACGUGACCGCUACAAUGAUCGUUAUGAUGACCGCCCCACCAGUCGGAAUCACUAUGAUGAUAGGGACAGGCCACCCAGUGUGCCUCCAAACAAGCCUUUUAGAGACAAUUACGACUAGAAAGUGUCAACUAUGAAAAAUGCCAUAGAGUGCCUUUUACUUUAAAUGGAAUUGGAAUGAAAUGUAUCAUGGCCAUUAGAGGCAGAGGAGCACACGGCUGCAGACUUAAUGAUUUCUCCCUUUUCCCAAUGUCAGUUAGUAUUGUGACAAAGGUGCAUAUGUUACCACAUACAGUUUUAUAAUUAUCUCCAGAUGGGAAUGGGAUUUGCUGCAACAUAAUGGGACUUUUUUGCAUAUUCAUGAACCCUGAUUUGAAUCAUAUUCUUUGAAAAAAGCG